This is a messenger RNA of Colletotrichum spaethianum, 3105 nucleotides long. RefSeq names its product FACT complex subunit SPT16. Gene Ontology annotation, cellular component: FACT complex. Gene Ontology annotation, biological process: transcription elongation by RNA polymerase II; positive regulation of transcription elongation by RNA polymerase II. The record is from RefSeq and is a predicted model, not a curated record. Gene Ontology annotation, molecular function: nucleosome binding. Lineage: Eukaryota; Fungi; Ascomycota; Sordariomycetes; Glomerellales; Glomerellaceae. The coding region runs from base 1 to 3105 and encodes 1034 amino acids. The transcript has 5 exons.
AUGGCGGAGAUCAAAAUCGACAGCAAGGCCUUCCACGAGCGCGUCACGCGCCUCGCGGGCGCCUGGAAGAAUGACUUGCGAUCCAAGGAUGGCAACAUCUUCCACGGCGCCUCGUCCAUCGUCGUCAUGAUGGGCAAGGUGGAGGAGGUGCCCGAGCUGCACAAGAACAACGCCAUGCAUUUUUGGCUUCUCGGCUACGAAUUCCCGACGACGAUGAUGCUGCUGACGACCGACAAAAUCUACAUUUUGACGACUGCGAAGAAGGCGAAACAUCUCGAGCAGUUGAAGAACGGCCGCUUCCCCCUCGAGGUCCUUGUCCGAGGCAAGGACGCAGCUGAGAAUGAAAAGCUGUUUGUCAAGCUUGCUGAAGUCAUCAAGGCUUCGGGCAACAAGGUUGGCACCAUCGCCAAGGACACCUCCAAGGGUCCCUUCAUCGAGGAGUGGAAGAAGGUCUUCGCCGAUCAAUGCAAGGACGUCGAAGAGGUCGAUGUGUCUCAGGCCCUUUCCCAACACGCCUUUUCCGUGAAGGACGAAACCGAGCUCCGAGCAAUGCGAACUGCGUCCAAGGCCUGCGUCGCCUUGAUGACCCCCUUUUUCCUCGAGGAAAUGUCGGACAUUCUUGAUAAGGAGAAGAAGGUCAAGCACAGCGCAUUGGCAGACAAGGUUGAUAAGAAGCUUGACGACACCAAGUUCUGGAAGACGGUCGAGCUACCCAAUAAGACCAAGCUUCCUCAGGACUUGGACCCGGCUCAGCUGGACUGGGUUCUGGGUCCCUUGGUGCAGAGCGGUGGCAAAUACGACUUGAAGAUGAACUCGGAGAGCAACGACGACAUUUUGCACCCUGGUACUAUUGUUGCCGCCAUGGGCUUGCGCUACAAGUCAUACUGCUCUGCGAUCGCUCGUACCUACCUGGUAGACCCGAACAAGUCGCAGGAGAGCAAUUACAAGCUUCUUUUCAACAUUCACAACAUGAUCCUGAAGGAGGUCCGCGACGGCGUCGUAAUCAAGGAAGUCUACAACAAAGCUUUGAGCAUGAUCAAGGCGAAGAAGCCUGAUUUGGAAAAGCACUUCCUGAAGAACGUUGGUUGGGGCGUCGGCCUGGAGAACAGGGACCCAACUUUGAUUCUCAACGCGAAGAACUCCCGAGCCCUGAAGGAUGGCAUGACCCUUGUCAUUACCACCGGUUUUAGCGAUAUCGAAAACCCCCAACCGCAGGACAAGAACAGUAAGAUUUACUCCUUGGUCAUUACCGAUACGAUUCGUGUCACCACAAGCGAGGCCGUCGUUUUCACCGGAGAGACUCCCAUCGAUGCGGAUUCGAAUUCAUUUUUCUUCAAAGACGAGGAAGAGGCCCAGCCUACGCCCAAGAAGGAGAAGAAGGAUUCCCGAGUUGGUGCUGUUGCUACGAAGAACAUCACUUCUACGAGGUUGAGAUCCGAGCGAACCACGACUGUUGACGACGAUGCGGACAAGAGACGCCGUGAGCAUCAGAAGGAGUUGGCGUCCAAGAAGCAGAAGGAAGGUCUGGCGCGCUUUUCUGAGUCCACCAGUGGACAGAAUGGCACGGAGGUGAAGAAGUUCAAGCGCUUCGAUUCAUACAAGCGCGAUAAUCAGUUUCCUCCCAAGGUCCGUGAUCUGCAGAUCGUGGUUGAUGCGAGAAACGACACAGUCGUUCUGCCUGUCAUGGGCCGUCCUGUUCCUUUCCACAUCAACACAAUCAAGAACGCGAGCAAGAGUGACGAGGGUGAUUGGUCGUUCCUGCGAAUCAACUUCUUGUCUCCUGGUCAGGGUGUUGGUCGCAAAGACGACCAGCCUUUUGAAGACGCUUCGGCCCACUUCGUCAGAAGCUUGACGUUCCGCUCGACGGAUGGUGACCGCUACCAAGAAAUCGCAACUCAAAUCUCGAACAUGAAGCGGGAUGUGAACAAGAAGGAGCAGGAGAAGAAGGAGCUGGAGGACGUUGUCGAGCAAGACAAGCUCGUCGAGAUAAGAAACCGUCGUCCCGCCGUGCUUGACAACGUCUUCAUCCGUCCUGCCAUGGAAGGCAAGCGGGUUCCUGGUAAGGUGGAAAUCCACCAGAAUGGUAUUCGCUAUCAGUCUCCUCUAAGCACCCAGCAACGCGUGGAUAUUCUAUUCUCAAACGUCCGCCACCUCUUCUUCCAGCCCUGCCAGCACGAAUUGAUCGUCAUCAUCCACAUCCAUCUGAAGGACCCCAUCAUGGUUGCCAACAAGAAGAAGACCAAGGACGUCCAGUUCUACCGAGAGGCAACGGACAUCCAGUUCGAUGAGACAGGUAACCGCAAGAGGAAGUACCGGUACGGUGACGAGGACGAGUUCGAGCAGGAACAAGAGGAGCGUAGGCGCCGCGCCGAGCUUGACCGUCUGUUCCAAGGCUUCGCCCAGAAGAUGGCUGAGGCUGGUAAGAACGAGAACCUCGAGGUGGAUGUGCCUAUCAGAGAUCUCGGCUUCCACGGUGUGCCGUUCCGAAGCAACGUCUUUAUCCAGCCUACAACUGAGUGCCUGAUCCAAGUUGUUGAGCCGCCAUUCAUGGUCAUUACCCUGGAGGACAUCGAAGUUGCCCAUCUGGAACGUGUUCAAUUUGGCCUCAAAAACUUUGAUCUUGUGUUUGUCUUCAAAGACUUUACACGGCCACCAUAUCACGUCAACACCAUUCCAGUUGAGUUCCUCGAUCACGUCAAGGAAUUCCUAGACUCUUCAGACAUCGCCUACUCCGAGGGUCCUCUCAACCUGAACUGGCCGACGAUCAUGAAGACGGUCACUGCCGAUACCCACCAGUUUUUCCUCGACGGAGGUUGGUCCUUCUUGCAGGCUGAUUCUGACGACGAGGAUGCCGGUUCGGAGGAUCAGGAGAGCAACUUUGAGAUAGAAUCCGACGAACUCGAGGAGGCUUCUGAGUCGAGCGAAGAAGAUUCCGACUUUGGCUCUAAUGUCUCCGAUGAAGAGGACGACGCCGAGAUGAGCGAUGAAGAUGAGGGCGAGGACUGGGACGAGCUUGAGGCGAAGGCGAAGAAGCGUGACCGCGAGGAUGCUCGAGGUGGCGCCGAUGAAGACGAUGGCCGGGGCCGCAAGAAGCGGAAGCACUAA